Molecule: messenger RNA, 2661 nt
Organism: Plasmopara halstedii
Lineage: Eukaryota; Oomycota; Peronosporomycetes; Peronosporales; Peronosporaceae
Product: agc protein kinase
Exons: 1
Coding region: 1-2661 (886 amino acids)
Biological process (GO): protein phosphorylation
Molecular function (GO): protein serine/threonine kinase activity; ATP binding
Source: RefSeq, a predicted model, not a curated record
AUGAUUAAGGUCAAGUGGGACUCUAUCAAGAACGCUACUUCAAGCUUUAAUGUUACAACACGUACAAGUAGCGAACGCCCUACACUUACUGCGCUAAUGGAUGGCAUUGUCAUCAAUAGUACGAGUAGUGGCAAUAGCAACAUGGCCGCAUCGCGACGUCCACCAUUACCAAAAUGGAACAUGGGCACAAUUUCAGAAGACUCAAUGCCCACGUUUAAUGCAACGACUACUAGAUGGGCUAAUGAUCGUUACGAAUUGACAGAGAGUGGUGAGGUGCGUAAUAAGGCAAAUCAUCAACGCAUUUCCAAGCUUGAGAUUCGAGAACAUGGCGAGGAGGUUCUACGUGGUCUUAUUGAUCAUGUACAUACACGAAUGUUACAAGAGUUGUUGUUUCUCGAACAAGCCAUUCCUCCCCUUGAGUUUGAACGCAAUUCUAUGGCAUUGGGUUUUGAUCCGGGCGCGAGCAAUGCAGGAAGUCGAGUGGGUUCAGUAGGAUCUGUACGCUCAAGUUCGUCUAGUAUUUGCUCAACUAAUGAUGGGUUUCGUAUGAUGAUCGACACGACGGAACCGCGAUGCAUAUUUCACACGAGCAAGAACUUCAGUGUUGCAGAAAAACUUUUAGUCUUUGUUUGUUCGUUUCGAGGUUUAAGUUGUGGGAUUUGGAGCCGCAGUGUGCUACUAAAAGACGGCGUCCAGGUUGGUUCGAUGUUGCCAUAUUUUCAAAAAGCCAUUGAAGCGGGAUACGGUAUUUUGGUCAUGAAUCCCAAUAUGAAUACCCAAUUAAUGGUUACACAAGACGGUACAGUUGAGAAAAUGCCCAUUCGAGGCUCAAGUAACGCUGAGGAACAUUGUGACCAUGUAUGGCGCAAUUAUAUCUUUCCCUCGGCUGCCCAUAAAGUGCAUUUUAUUGCUUAUGGAUACGGUGGUGUCCUCGUGACACAAUUGAUUGCCAAAUAUCGGUAUGAACUAAAGAGUCGACUCGGUAAUGUUGCUUUUAUUGAAAGUUCACACAAGAUUGAUCCAUCGUGGAAUUCAGGAUUUAAACGAUUCUUUUCACAGCACAGUAUCUCUUGGUCUAGGUCCGAUUGUCCUCUUAAUACGGAGCUUGGUCGUGACGCUACAGCAUUUGCAGCGACUAGUGGACCAAGUGGAGCUGGCACAACGUCUAGUAGUGAUGAUACCUUCUCCAUUGGUCCCUCAACUCCACCGUCCAGGUCACCAACGAGUCCUAAUGCUCAAUUUAGUGGUUUUGGAUGCAUUUGUUUGUCUGCUGGACCAUGUGAAGGUGCGAACGAAAGUCCGGCGUACACGACCAAGGAAGUGCUAGAUACGGUGUUUGCCUUCUUGGCAUCCCCAACGCCGUAUGAAUUUCAGCGCUCUGCUGCACGUAAAGUGCGAUUAAAUGCAUUGAUGGAGGAACAGCAACAGGCUCGAGUCACAGCAUCGACGAAGUACAAUGGACAAGGGGAGGAUUUGCCUACUGAUCCAGCAGUACGCACACGGAAACCGACAUCGCCACAAACGGUUUCUAGCAAUAUCGUCGAAACGGAAGUGAAAUCUCGGGAAGAUGAUACGCUAACGAUCAAUGACUUUGAUCUAUUACGAGUGGUGGGUCGAGGAGCUUUUGGCAAAGUUAUGCUUGUACGACGAAAGGUGGCUCAACAGCAAAAGGGAGCACAAUUGUUGAGUCCACGUACAAUGAUGGCCAUGGGAAUGACAGCACAACAAAUUGCAGGUGCUACAGGUGGUGAGCGUGGUAAAGUGUAUGCUAUGAAAGUUAUCAAAAAGGCUGCUGUGUUUGCCAAGAAUCAAGUGGAACACACGAAAACGGAACGUCGAAUUUUACAAGGAAUUGAUCAUCCGUUUAUGGUUAAGCUGCGCUAUGCGUUCCAAAAUGAAGCCAAGUUGUACUUUGUAAUGGAUUAUUACAACGGAGGGACUUUACACUUUCAUUUGCGUCGAGCCAUGCACUUUGAUGAAGUGCGUACAAGAUUCUAUGCCGCUCAAUUAGUAUUGGCCAUUUCGCACCUCCAUACGUAUAAUAUUGUAUACCGUGAUCUUAAACCGGAGAACAUUUUAUUGGAUGACCAAGGAUACAUUGCACUCACGGAUUUUGGACUCUCACACGACCGCUUCGACAGUAACGAUGGUAUGCAGACAUUCUGUGGUACACCUGAGUACAUUGCGCCUGAGCUCAUUCGUCGUGUGUCAUACGGAAAAGCUGUCGAUUAUUGGUCUAUGGGAGUUUUGAUCUUUGAAAUGCUUGCGGGUUACACACCAUUUUAUCACACAAAUCGAAAACGUAACUUUCAAAAUAUUGUCAAACUCCCACUCCGAUUUCCAUCUGAAUUUUCAGACGAUGCACGAUCAUUGCUUCGUGGCUUGAUCUGUCGUAAUCCAGCCAAGCGACUUGGAUCUGGUCCUUGUGGCGCGCAGGAGAUCAUGGAUCAUCCGUUCUUUGCGCAGGUGGAUUGGGAGAAGCUGUAUAAACGGGAUUUUCCGGUUCCUUUCCGACCUGUGGUCAAAUCAGAUGGGGAAGUGAACAAUGUGCCGGAGUUUUUUAAACGACAGGAAGUGAUCGACUCGGUAGUAUCGGAUGCUCCUAUCGGAAAAAGUCACGUCUUUCAGGGCUUUUCUUACACGGACCCGCUCAAUUUGUAA